Molecule: messenger RNA, 880 nt
Organism: Quercus robur (English oak)
Lineage: Eukaryota; Viridiplantae; Streptophyta; Magnoliopsida; Fagales; Fagaceae
Exons: 2
Coding region: 147-653 (168 amino acids)
Source: RefSeq, a predicted model, not a curated record
CCUGGCAUCCAAAGAUUCAGUGGAACACAAGCAAAAAUGUGAUGACUUACCUUGGAGUUUCCCUCUCUCAUCCAUCUUGGCACUGGAGGCUGGAGCAGCUUUUGCCACCAGCAGAAAGAAAGAUAAGUGGCAGCAACAGAUGAACCAUGACUACCACAUCUUUAUCUCUAUCUCCAAGGUUUUUGCUCUCCAUUUCCAAGCCCAAGCCUUACAAUUCUGUUAACGCCCAUAAUUCCUCUCUACCAUUUACCUCAACAACAACCAAAAAUACCGUUCUUUUACAUAACCCACCUCACAGAAUUACUCAGAAAAGCACCCAACUUUGGAGAAUCUCUUCUGCCUCUGAAGGUGAAGUAGUUCUACCAUCAGAAGCCACCCCACUAGAGAAUUCCCAGGAGAUAGUGUCAACCAGUGAUGAUGGUGUCUCCACCAUCAUAUCAACUCUUCUCUUCAUUGCUUUUAUUGGUCUAUCUAUUCUCACUAUUGGGGUUAUCUACAUAGCUGUGACAGAUUUCUUGCAGAAGAGGGAGAGAGAGAAGUAUGAGAAAGAAGAAGCUGCUAACAAGAAAAAGAAUGGGAAAAAGAAGAAGGUGAGAGCAAGGGCUGGGCCAAGGGGGUUCGGGCAAAAGAUUGAUGAUGGUGAUUAUGAAUAGAAUGUUCAGUGUAAGUUUUUCACUGGCUUUGUAUCUCCAGAUUGAAUGGGUGUUCUUUAACCUCUUUUUCUUUGACCAAAAGGAAUGGGUUUUCUUUUUCUUUUUCUUUUUACAAAAAUUUUAUGCUCAUUCCGUAAAAGUGAGAGCUUUUGUGUACUGCGUAUGACAAUCUUAUUAAUUCAAGCAUACAUGAUGCUCAAUCAAAACAAUGGAGCUGAUUUUGAUUA